UUCAUUCUGAGAGGGGAAAAACCCAAGGCAACACUAGAGUCUUCUUACGUCUUGUUCAGAUACCUACAGAAAAGGGAGAAUGAUAGCCUGGUCCUUUCUUGAGGUGUGGAAAACCUCUCAUUCAACUCUGUUCCAAAUGACCUUGGCCACUGUUCUAAUGGCUCUUGUUCUUGGUGAUUGUGGACCUCCACCCAGCUUACCAUUUGCUUCUCCAAUCAACCAGUUGUAUGAGACAACCUUCCCAACUGGAACUGUCCUGAAAUAUACCUGCCAUCAUGGCUUCAAGAGAGUCAAUUCAAGCCAUAUUAGUUGCGAUGAGAAUGGCUCAUGGGUCUAUAGUAUAUUUUGUGUCAGGAGACGGUGCAAAGACCCAGGCGAGUUGGUCAAUGGGAAAGUAGACAUUCCGUCUGACCUUUUGGUAGGCUCAAGCAUAGAGUUCAGCUGCUCAAAGGGCUAUCUUCUGAUUGGCUCAACAACUAGCCGGUGUGAGGUCCAAGGUAAAGGAGUUGACUGGAGUGAUUCUCUCCCAGAAUGUGUAAUUGCCACGUGUGAACCCCCUCCAGUCAUCACCAAUGGGAAGCACAGUGGUAGAGAUGAAGACCUGUACACAUUUGGCUCCAUAGUCGUCUACAGUUGUGAUCCCAGCUUCACACUCCUUGGCAAUGCCUCCAUUGUCUGCACUGUGAUGAACAAAACAGUAGGUGUUUGGAGACCACACCCUCCCGCCUGUGAGAAAAUUGUCUGUCAACAGCCACACGUUCCGAAGGGAGAAUUUGCCCCUGGAUUUCGACAGUUCUACACAUACAGAGAUGCUCUUGAGAUCAGAUGCAAGAAGGGUUUUGUCCUCAGAGGCAGCAGUGUGAUCCAUUGUGAAGCUAAUGGCGAGUGGUAUCCUUCUCUCCCCACCUGUGAACCCAAUGGUUGUAUCGAUGUACCAGAUAUUUCCUAUGCUUCUUGGGAGGGAAGUAGGUUUUCGUUAAGAAAUUUUGAAGUAUUUGAAAUUGGGGCCAAAUUGAAAUACCAAUGCAAGCCUGGCUAUCGAGCAAAUCUUAACGAUUCCCAGAUUGUGAUUUGUCAGGAAAAUCUGACCUGGUCAUCUCCCAAUGGAUGUGAAAGGAUAUGCUGCCCAACACCAAAUAUGGAGAAAAUCAAAAUUGUAAGUGAAAGGAGAGAUUUCACUGGCACAUGCAUCUAUGCCUAUGGAGAUUAUGUUUUCUAUAUUUGUAAUGAAGGUUCUUACCCUAUGUCUACGGAUGGAAGAAGUUCAUGUCAAGUAGAUGGCAAGUGGGACCCUGCAAUACCAUCAUGUCAGACAGACUCAGGCCUGCAAAAUCGUCUUGCUUUCACCUUCCCAAACAUAACAGAAACCAAUGUGACAAACAAAAGCUAUCCAUUUGAUCAUGAAGAAAAUGCAACAGAGAGUUCCAUUAAAGGUGCUUGUCCCAAACCAAUAGUCAUAAAUGGAAACCUGUCUGUGGAGAGAGAUCUAUAUGCUGAGCUGGAAAAUGUCACCAUUCAAUGUGAUCCUGGAUAUGACUUAGUUGGUUCUCCAAACAUCAUUUGUUCAGAGAACAGAACAUGGUACCCUGAGAUACCCAACUGUCAGAUGGGGAUCCUGGAAAACUGCAGAAUAGUGAACAAAGGCAGACAACUCUUGCAGUGCCUCUCAAGCCCAGAAGAUGUGCAAAGGGCCCUGGAGGUGUACAAGCUGUCUCUAGAGAUCGAACAAUUGGAACAUCAGAAAGAGAAGUGGACAAGGUUACACAGGAAACCUCAAUUUAUGAAAAUAAAUGGGUCAUUUAGCCCUUUUGGUUAAUAUACAGAACCUCCCAUGCAGCAGCUAGACUGACACUUAAGCUCCACCACUCCUGUUAAAAGGUUUCUGGGCCAGAAGAACUUAGGUUUUUUUUUUUGUUUUGUUUUUGAAUCUAUGUCAUUCAUGAGUGUCUAGUCAUUGUCUACUUGGCUUGACUCACUGAAAUGGUUAAAUAUAAACUAUCAAGUAUCAAAUUUU
This is a messenger RNA of Arvicanthis niloticus (Nile rat), 2014 nucleotides long. The record is from RefSeq and is a predicted model, not a curated record. Lineage: Eukaryota; Metazoa; Chordata; Mammalia; Rodentia; Muridae.